This is a messenger RNA of Ogataea angusta, 471 nucleotides long. RefSeq lists its product as uncharacterized. The coding region runs from base 1 to 471 and encodes 156 amino acids. The transcript has a single exon. The record is from RefSeq and is a predicted model, not a curated record. Lineage: Eukaryota; Fungi; Ascomycota; Pichiomycetes; Pichiales; Pichiaceae.
AUGUCUGGCACAAAAUCUGAAACUCAGUUCUCCUCCAACUCCAGGGUAGUAAUUGUGGUCAUCCUGUGCUGUUUUACCUUGUUUUUGAUUCUUACGCUUGCUGUUUUCUGGGGGGUGCAGAUAUAUUCAAGGCUGGUGCUACCAUUAUUUCCAAGAUCCUGGAGUCAGGAAUUCGGGACCAGUGGCAACAAUGACCUUCCGCCCUCGUACGACGAGACCCGGCUAUCAGACAACCCCUAUGUCUACCCAGGAAUAAAGCCGUCGUAUUCCAUUCAGGAGUUGAAGCUGCUGCGGUGCUACCUUGAUCACAGAGGCAGGCUGUGCCAUGUUACUGUGGCGCAGCGGGUCGAUCCACAGACGAUGAAGGAAUACGACGAGAUCCAGCUUUCAGAGGACUGUCUGCCAGACUACAGUAGCGAUUCUUUGUCCCUCCAGGCUCCAAGUCCUUGCCACAACCCAGAAUCCAGGUAG